Messenger RNA from Mustela erminea (ermine), 1095 nucleotides. Its product is annotated as olfactory receptor 4P4-like. Gene Ontology annotation, molecular function: olfactory receptor activity; G protein-coupled receptor activity. The transcript has 3 exons. Gene Ontology annotation, cellular component: membrane. The record is from RefSeq and is a predicted model, not a curated record. The coding region runs from base 160 to 1095 and encodes 311 amino acids. NCBI's taxonomy places the organism in Eukaryota, Metazoa, Chordata, Mammalia, Carnivora, Mustelidae. Gene Ontology annotation, biological process: G protein-coupled receptor signaling pathway.
UUCUCUUGACUAACUGAAAACCUGAAGACCAUGCACAACUGAUGCUCAGGAGGAAGUUCCAUAUCAUGUGGGGAAAAGGAACAUUACCUAGAACAAAAGCCUGCUGUGAAUAAAGAACACAAUGGAAAAUGAUAAUUAUUUGUGCAUAAUACACAAUUUAUGGAAAGUCAGAGAAACAUCUCAGAAUUCAUCCUUUUGGGACUUUCCUAUAACCAGAACAUACAAAAAUUUUGCUUUGCUUUCUUCUUAUUUUGUUAUGUUUCCAUCUUGCUGGGAAAUCUCCUAAUUCUUGUCUCUGUUCGAUGUAGUGACCUUUUUUACCAACCGAUGUACUAUUUCCUCAGCCACUUAGCCUUAAUGGACAUUUGCUACACCUCCUGUGUGACACCCAAACUGAUUGGUGACCUGCUACUGGCUAGAAAAACCAUCUCUUAUGAUAACUGCAUGUUACAGGUCUUUGCCUUGCACUUCCUGGGAAUGAUUGAAAUUCUCAUCCUUACCAUCAUGGCCUUUGAUCGCUACGCUGCCAUCUGCAAACCUCUCCACUACCUGCUUAUCAUGAACAGGACAAGGUGCCAUCUCCUAGUCUUGGCUGCGUGGGCUGGCGGGGCUCUCCAUUCUUUUCCUCAAUUAUUGAUGGCAAUCCAAUUGCCCUUUUGUGGUCCUAAUGAAAUCGAUCACUACUUUUGUGAUAUCUUCCCUCUGCUGAAAGUUGCCUGCACUGAUACCUACAUCACUGGGGUCCUUGUGGUUGCCAAUUCAGGAAUGGUCACUUUAGUAACCUUUGUUCUCUUGUUUGGGUCUUAUGUUGUUAUAUUAGUCAGUUUAGGAAAUCGCUCAGCUGAGGGAAGACGCAAAGCUCUCUCUACCUGUGGGUCUCAUAUCACUGUGGUGAUCCUAUGUUUUGGACCUUUAAUCUUUGUCUACCUUCGACCUCCUACCAGUUUCCCUGAGGACAAAAUAUUUGCUCUAUUUUACACCAUCAUUGCGCCUAUGUUCAAUCCCCUAAUCUACACCUUGAGAAAUACAGAGAUGAAAAAAGCCAUGAGAAGGGUUUGGUGUCAAAGGAUAUUUUCAGAAGAAAAACAUAAUUGA